AUGUCGAGACGAUGCGCGCCCAAGUACAGCGCUCUGCUGGGACAGCAGCCAGACACGGAAGACGCCGACGACGAGAGCGACGACGUGGAUGAUCUCGAUGACCUCGAGGAGAUGGACCAAGACGAAGACGAGCCUGACGAAGCCGAGUCGGAGUCGGAGUCGGAGGAGCAGGAGCAGGAGCAGGACGACCAGCAGGGCAUGAACAGCGAGCGCCGCAGGAUGCUCGAGGCCGACGCCGCCCCUCCGCCGGCGGCGCCCGCGCGCCAGCCGAAGGAGCCCAAACCCGUCAAGGCCGGCGCCACCACCUUCCUGCCGUCUCUCAUGGGCGGCUACUUCUCCGGCUCCGAGUCGGCGUCGGACGUCGACGUGGCGCCGCCCAAGAAGCGCCUCGGACAGCGGCAGCGCCAGGCCAUUGCCGAGCGCAAACACGGCGAGAUGGCGAACCACGUGCGGAACGAGAAGAAGAAGAAGCAGCAGGGCGGCCGCGACGACGGCUGGGACAUGAAGAGGGGUGCCGUCGACAGCGCCGAGGGCAAGGGGCGGAAACCCUGGAUGAAGGAGGGCGCCGGGGAGAAGGAGGGCGCCAAGGGCGCCAAGGGCGCCAAGGGCGGCCACGCGCCCAGGCCCGUCAUGAACCGCAAGGAGAGGAGGAGACUGAAGAUGCUCAGCAAGGAUGACCAGGGCGAGCUGCACCCGAGCUGGCAGGCGCGGAAGAGGGAGAAGGAGGCGCUGCAGAGCGCGGCGUUCCAGGGCACCAAGAUUACGUUUUAG
This is a messenger RNA of Verticillium dahliae VdLs.17, 771 nucleotides long. RefSeq lists its product as uncharacterized. The record is from RefSeq and is a predicted model, not a curated record. Gene Ontology annotation, cellular component: nucleus; 90S preribosome. Bases 1 to 771 code for a protein of 256 amino acids. The transcript has a single exon. Gene Ontology annotation, biological process: maturation of SSU-rRNA. NCBI's taxonomy places the organism in Eukaryota, Fungi, Ascomycota, Sordariomycetes, Glomerellales, Plectosphaerellaceae.